UUCAGGAGAGAAACACACAAGAGAUGAAGAAAAUGGCUCAGAUUCUGUAUUUCAGUCUUCUUGUCAUUGCUCUCGGUUCAAUAUCUGAAUGCUCUCAGCGCCGCUAUCACUAUAUAAACAUGGAGAAGACCUGGACUGAAGCUCAGAGAUACUGCAGAGAGAAAUACAAAGAUCUGGCCACAGUCCACAACAUCAAUGACAUGAACGAGCUGAAGAAGACUGUGAAUAACAAUCAGGAGAUCUGGAUUGGACUGAAGAGAACAGAUGUUUAUAAAUGGAAGUGGUCUCUGGGUGAUCCUGCCAAAUAUCUGAACUGGGAAACUGAAUCAUCAACUGACACAAAUAAUUGUGCUGUUAUGAGAAAUGGAAAAUGGCAUCAGCAGGACUGUUAUGAGAUGUCACAGUUCAUCUGCUACAAUGGUGCAUCAAAGGAUUUAUGUAUCUGUCAAUCACAGACUUUAAUUCUCAGCUGUGAGCAGGGAACCAUUAAAAUCCUUUCAGCCAAUUAUGGGCGUACAGACGGACAGACCUGCUCUACUGGAAGACCAGCUGGACAGCUAUCAAAUGUUCAGUGCCGUCUGGAAACAUCUCUAAGUGCAGUGGCCACUCGAUGUGAUGGAAAAACGAGUUGUUCUAUGGUUGUGGACUUCACUGAUCCUUGUAAUGGAAUUUACAAAUACCUGAAUGUGUCUUAUGAGUGUGUUGCAGCACCACCAAACAGCAGUAAAGCAUAUAUUAUUGAAACUUCUUAUAAAACAUGGAGAGAAGCUCAGAGUUUCUGCAGACAGUAUCAUACUGAUCUGAUCACUGUGAGGAACCACAACAUCCACAACAUCAUUAAUGAUCCUGAGAGAUCUGUCUGGAUUGGUCUGUUCAGAGACUCGUGGGAGUGGUCAGAUAACACUGACUCCGCCUUCAGAUACUGGGACUCUGGUCAACCUGAUAAUUCUGAAGAUUGUACAAUGACCAAUAUGAAUAAUGAGGGAAAAUGGCAUGAUGUAUCUUGCAGUAACGCUUACACUUUUGUGUGUCAUGAAGAUGAGCUGAUAUUGAUCCAGAAGAAUCUGAGCUGGACUGAAGCUGUGAGAUACUGCAGAGAGAAUCAUGUGGAUCUGGUUUCAGUUGAUUCACAGGAGAUUCAGCUCAUGGUGACUGAAGUUCUUCAUCAGGCCUCGACUGCUGAGGUGUGGCUGGGGUUACGUCACUCCUGCUCUGUGGGGAUCUGGUUCUGGGUGAAUGGAGAGAUUGUGUGUUAUCAGAAUUGGGCUCCAGGGAAUGAAACAGCAGUGGGCGACUCUGAGAGUGAAGUGAGAUCUGGAGCGGUUCAGUCUGGAGGAGAUCAUCUCUGGAUCAGUCUUCCUGAAUCUCACAAACUCAACUUCAUCUGUAGAAGAAUAGAUAAAUAAAUAUAUAUUUUUUGCUUCCUUUGUUAACUUUCUGGUUUUGUUAUUUAGCAAUAGGGAGCAUUUAAACGUCAGGAAUCAGGACUCAACUUUAGAGGAAAGAAGGCUUUAAGUUAUUUUAUUUCAAGAAA
This is a messenger RNA of Triplophysa dalaica, 1534 nucleotides long. RefSeq names its product macrophage mannose receptor 1-like. Lineage: Eukaryota; Metazoa; Chordata; Actinopteri; Cypriniformes; Nemacheilidae. Gene Ontology annotation, molecular function: carbohydrate binding. The record is from RefSeq and is a predicted model, not a curated record. The coding region runs from base 24 to 1406 and encodes 460 amino acids. The transcript is spliced from 8 exons.